Molecule: messenger RNA, 723 nt
Organism: Grosmannia clavigera kw1407
Lineage: Eukaryota; Fungi; Ascomycota; Sordariomycetes; Ophiostomatales; Ophiostomataceae
Product: endosomal cargo receptor
Exons: 3
Coding region: 1-723 (240 amino acids)
Biological process (GO): protein retention in ER lumen; endoplasmic reticulum to Golgi vesicle-mediated transport; Golgi organization
Cellular component (GO): endoplasmic reticulum-Golgi intermediate compartment; Golgi apparatus; endoplasmic reticulum
Source: RefSeq, a predicted model, not a curated record
AUGAUGGCCUACGGAAGCGCGCCGCUGCAGCUGCCUGUUCCCGCUUCUGCUGCCAUUGCACCGCACCGCAGCAUCACUGCACCACAGCAUCACCGCAACCCUUCUUCUGCAAUGGCACGUCUCUUCUUCGGCCUGUUGGCCGCUGCUGCCGCUCUGCUGCCGUCGGUCGCCGCCCACAACAUCCAGCUGCCUGCGCAUGGCCGCGAAUGCUUCUUUGAGGAGCUCCAUCGCGACGAUACGAUGACGGUGACCUUCCAGGUGGGCGACCGCGAGUUUGGCGGCGCCGGCAACCUGGACAUUGAUUUCUGGAUCACGACCCCCAACGGCCAGUAUGAGACCUUCCAGAAGACGACCUCAAACGGCGACUUCACCUUUAGCGCCCAUUUGGACGGCAAGUAUCAAUACUGCUUCAGCAACGAGCACUGGGGCGCGUCCAGCAAGGAGGUCUCCUUUAACGUGCACGGCAUCGUGUACGUGUCCGAAGCCGACAGCCCCAAGGAUCCGCUCGAGGCCGAGGCUCGCCGCCUGUCAGACCUGUUGGCCCAGGUCAAGGACGAGCAGUCAUACAUUGUCGUGCGAGAGCGCACGCAUCGCAACACGGCCGAGAGCACCAACAGCCGGGUCAAGUGGUGGAACCUGUUCGUCAUCGGCGUCGUCAUCGGCGAGUCGGUCUUCCAGGUCUGGUGGCUGCGGCGCUUCUUCGAGGUGAAGCGUGUCAUCUGA